Molecule: messenger RNA, 3125 nt
Organism: Sceloporus undulatus (fence lizard)
Lineage: Eukaryota; Metazoa; Chordata; Lepidosauria; Squamata; Phrynosomatidae
Gene: PPP3CB
Product: protein phosphatase 3 catalytic subunit beta
Exons: 15
Coding region: 125-1726 (533 amino acids)
Biological process (GO): calcineurin-mediated signaling
Cellular component (GO): calcineurin complex; cytoplasm
Molecular function (GO): calmodulin-dependent protein phosphatase activity; calmodulin binding
Source: RefSeq, a predicted model, not a curated record
GCUGUGACUGAGGGGCGGCCAUGUUGUGGAGGGCCGGGGCUCCUGGUGGCCGUGGCUAAGAAGGGAGGGACGGGGGACCGGGGAGAGGGAGGAGGCGGGCUCUCCCCCCGCCGCCGCCCGGGCUAUGUCCGUCAAGGAGGGGACUCGGGCGGCGCUGCUGGUGGGGGCGCUCCAGCAAGGGCCCUGCUGCGAGAGGGCCGUCAAGGCUGUCCCCUUUCCACCAACACAUCGUCUAACAUCAGAAGAAGUGUUCGAUACAGCUGGAAAACCUCGGGUUGAUAUUUUGAAGAACCACCUAAUAAAAGAAGGUCGGGUAGAUGAAGAAAUUGCACUUAGAAUAAUCAAUGAAGGUGCUGCAAUUUUAAGAAGAGAGAAGACCAUGAUAGAAGUUGAAGCUCCUAUUACAGUGUGUGGUGACAUUCAUGGCCAAUUCUUUGACCUAAUGAAGCUAUUUGAAGUGGGAGGAUCACCUGCUAACACAAGAUACCUGUUCCUUGGUGACUAUGUAGACAGAGGAUAUUUUAGCAUAGAGUGUGUGCUGUAUUUGUGGGUCCUGAAGAUCCUAUACCCAAACACAUUGUUUCUUUUGAGAGGCAACCAUGAAUGCAGGCACCUCACAGAAUAUUUUACAUUUAAGCAGGAAUGUAAAAUAAAGUAUUCUGAAAGAGUCUAUGAUGCCUGUAUGGAAGCUUUUGAUUGCCUUCCACUUGCUGCACUUCUGAACCAACAGUUUCUUUGUGUCCAUGGUGGACUUUCUCCAGAAAUAAAUACAAUAGAUGACAUUAGGAGGCUAGAUCGAUUCAAGGAACCCCCUGCUUUUGGACCAAUGUGUGACUUAUUAUGGUCAGAUCCUUCUGAAGACUUUGGAAAUGAAAAAUCUCAGGAGCAUUUCAGUCAUAAUACUGUCAGAGGAUGUUCCUAUUUUUAUAGCUAUCCUGCAGUUUGUGAAUUUUUGCAGAAUAAUAAUUUGUUGUCUAUUAUCAGAGCUCAUGAAGCUCAAGAUGCAGGUUAUAGAAUGUAUAGAAAAAGUCAAACAACAGGCUUCCCUUCAUUAAUAACAAUUUUUUCUGCACCAAAUUAUUUGGAUGUCUACAAUAAUAAAGCUGCUGUAUUAAAAUAUGAAAACAAUGUUAUGAAUAUUCGGCAGUUCAACUGUUCACCACAUCCUUAUUGGUUGCCAAAUUUUAUGGAUGUCUUCACAUGGUCAUUGCCGUUUGUUGGAGAGAAAGUGACAGAAAUGUUGGUGAACGUACUAAGCAUUUGUUCUGAUGAUGAACUGAUGACUGAGGGGGAAGAUCAAUUUGACGAACGACUCAUAUAUGGCAAUAAAAAAGUAGGUACAGCUGCAGCACGAAAAGAAAUAAUCAGAAAUAAAAUCCGUGCAAUUGGCAAGAUGGCAAGAGUCUUCUCUGUUCUCAGGGAGGAGAGUGAAAGUGUAUUGACACUCAAGGGUUUGACUCCCACUGGAAUGCUUCCUAGUGGCGUGUUGGCUGGAGGACGCCAGACCUUGCAAAGUGCCACAGUAGAGGCAAUUGAGGCUGAAAAAGCAAUACGAGGAUUCUCUCCACAACAUAAAAUCUGCAGCUUUGAAGAGGCAAAAGGUCUGGAUAGGAUCAAUGAGCGAAUGCCACCAAGGAAAGAUGGUCACCUACAAGGCGGCAUUAAUUCCAUGAAUGCAACAAAUGCCAAUGGAAACAAUGGGACUGGUAACAACAAUGGUCAGUGACCACCCAUCGGCUUCACUUCAUUUUGUCUUGCCUGAGAACUCCUAGAGGGCCGUUCCUUGGUAGGAUAACAGCCAAAACAUCCCAAGGGGAUCCAGCCCAUCUUUUUUAAUGCAAAGCAAAACUAUUGCUUGAUCUUGCAGAAGAGAAGCCAUCAAAACUUUGGAAGUGAUGACUUCAGUAUAAACGUACAUGUUGUCAGAGCUGACCUGUGAAGAGUGAUCUGGGCAAAGGAUUCAGCUGUGAUCACAAUAGACUAGCAUGCGACUUUUAAAAAAGAAAAAUCGUUGUCAACACACUUUUUAUGUUUACAGAAUGGGGUCGUCUUUUCAAAGUAACGCUAGAUGGUGGGGUUUUAUGUUUGUUUUGUUUUUAAAUCAGACCUGAUGUGCCCCUAUUUAUUAAAUGGUCUUAUAAACUCUCUUGCAACAAGUUUUACAAUGUUUUAUAUUCGUCUUAAAACAGGAAUCUGAGGCUGCAGACAAAUCAGUGUUUUAAAAUAAAUGAGGAAAAAUGCCAAAAAUCUUAGUAAUUAUGUAAAAUGCUGAUAUCAGGCGUACUGUUCCUAAUUCUGUAUAAAUGGUCAACAUACUAUUUUUAGUUAAACUUUAAUCAGACAUUUCUAUAUAGUUAUUUAUUACUUGAAAGUAGAUUUCAGAAAUAUUUUAAUUUAGAAGCUUUUUGUCCCCCUCUUUUUUGAGACUUUCCCCACACUUGAAUCUUAAAAUGAGUGUAACAGUAUAAAGAGUUAAAUUUUUUAAGUUACUUCUAAAUGAAUUUUGUACAUUACAUGUAAAGUAAAUCUGAGUCAUAUCAUUUCUGUAAAGCUUGGCUUUGUAUUUUGUGUGUGCAUGUUUUCAUUUUGAAAGUAUUUAAUAUAUAGACUUAUGUACAGGGGAAAAAACAUCUUAUGGGUUAUGCAGCUGUUAUGGGUAUUUUAAUUCAUUAUAUUACGGUGGCUUUAAAUAGCUAAUAAUAAUGGGCUGAGUGACUACAGAUGUGCUGUUUUACUUCUGUAAAAAUGUUAUUUUGGCCAUGCAAUGCAUAAUUAUUCUGUUGGACGUUAAGUUGAUAGUGGAAAUAGAGCAGCAAAAAUGCAUGUUUUGUUUUUGAUUGUUCCGAUUGGUUAAAAUCAGAUCAAAAAACAAGUGCUGUUUUAACAAAGGAUGAGGUGUAGUCACAUGCCACUUUACUUUCUUUCUCUUGAUACUUUGUCAUGUACAUUUUUCAUCCCAUGGAAAACAAUUUUAAUCUUAUGCCAGUGGAUUUCAUCUCCCGUUUGUUUGCCUCAAAAUACAAUCUAUUCAUGACCUUGUAUAAGUUAGCAACUUGAUGCAUGUUUGAAACCAUUCACAUCUUUUAUAAAAAGAAUUGCACAAUAAAUUUUGUGUUUGGGCCAUG